UUUUUUUUUUUCCCGCGCUUUGCUUUGUAAUGGCCGUCACACGUGGCACAGCGUCCAGUGCGGCGACACCCGCUUCGGCCGGCGCUCCGUCCGCGACAUCUCCUGCAUCGCCUGCAUCUGCUUCCACUGCGGCGGCGGCGGCGGCGGCGUCCCAGGCGUCGGCUGCCUCUGCCUCGUCGCAGAAUGUUGCGAUCCCCGUCUUUGGCCGCACGAUCGAACUCCCGCUCACACACGACCAGCUGCUCAUCGUCGGCGGCGUUGCUGCGGCCGCAGUCGUUGCUGUCGGUGCUGCCUGGAUCUUGUCGCGCGGCGGCCGCUCGCAGCCCAAGCCCGACCAAGGCGGCGCCACGGACAAGGACGGCGAAAGCGCCAAGACUGACAAAGCCACCACUGCUGCUCCGACCACUGCCUCUACUACUACUACUACUACUGGUGCUACUACUACUGCUGCUGCCACUGCUACUGCUGCUACUGCUGCUGGUGCUGCCGGCAAGGGCAAGGGCAAAAAGUCUGCCGCUGCCUCCACCUCUGCUUCGACCCCGGCUGCCUCUGCUACUACUUCGACGACUGGCAAGGGCAAGAACGCUGCUGCUGCUACCACCAACACCACCACCACUUCCACUGCACCUGCUACUCCAGUGAGCAAGGGCGGCAAAAAGACGGCCGCUGCCUCGGCUGCGUCGCCAAACACGCCCGCUGUCAACAAGAAAGCCAGCGCCGCCGCUCCUGCCAAGGAAAUCGACGAUGGAACCCCGCUCGCUGCUGCCAACAAGCUCAAGAACGAGGGCAACAAGCUCUUCAACGCAUCCAACUACACGGAAGCGAUCGCCAAGUACACCCAAGCCAUCGAGCUUUGCCCCGCCACCGAGAAGGAGCGCGCAAAGUUCUACUGCAACCGCGCCGCCUGCCACGCCAAGCAAUCUGCCCAUGCUCUUGUCAUUGAAGACUGCAACGCUGCUCUCGCCAUCGACCCUGCCUACGGCAAGGCACUUCAGCGCCGUGGUCUUGCGCACGAGUCACUCGGCCAACUGACGGAAGCUAUUGACGAUCUGAGUGUCGCGGUGCACUUGAUGGAGGAGGAAGCCAGCUUGCAAACGGCUCUUUCGCGCAUUUUGGAAUCGAUUGGCUCGAGCAAGGCCAAGGAAUCGGCUGCUGCCAAGCAUGGCAACUUCCCCCCGGCCCGCAUCAUCAAAAUGUACCUGGGCACUUUCCAACAGCCCGACCGCGAGGACAAGUAUGCAAAGGAGUUGGAGGGCAAGGACGAGGCGUCGCUCACGGCCGAGAUUGAGGCUGCCGAGUCGGGCGCUGCCAAGAGCAAGAUCUAUACACUUCGCGGCGAGCUUCGUCUUCGCGCUGCGCAGUACCCUGGCGCUCUGGCCGACUUUACCAGCGCUGUGACCGAGGACGGCACCAACGUCUGGGCCCUGAUUCAGCAAGGCACGCUCCUCCACCUUUCGAACGAUCUCAAGGGCGCCAUUGUUGUUCUCGACAAGGCCCUCUCCUUGAGUGCCAACAACGUGGACGCACUCGUCCGCAAGGGGAAUGUGCAAUUCCUGCUGGGAGAGCACCAGGCCGCCAUCAAGACGCUCGGGGAGGCCAUUCUUGCCGACACCACGCGCACGGUCGCCCUGUAUCACUGCGCACAGGCUCACCAGCACACUGGCAACAUUGAGUCUGCCAUGGAGUGCUACGAGGCGCUGCUCAAGCUCAACCCGAAGGACUAUGACGCUUGGAACCAGCGCGGCCUCUCGCUCUACCAAUUCAGCCUGCUUCUUGCUCAAACGGGCCAGCAGCAAGCCGAGGCAAUCAUGGCACAGUGCCUGAACGGUGCCAUCGAGAGCUUCCACAGCGCCAUCGCCAUCGACCAGACCAAGCCCGAGGCCCACAACAGCUUGGGCUAUGUUCUGCAGGGCAUCAACCAGGUGGAGCCGGCGCUUCAGGAGUUUGAUGCCGCCAUCUCGCUCGACCCUACCUCGCCCAUUGGCUACACAAACAAGGGUCUCUUGAUCAUGCAGUCGUCUGGAGACGCCGUGAAGGCUAAGGCGCUUCACCUGAAGGCAAUCGAGGUUGAUCCCUCGUGCAUCGAGGCUCGCUGCAACCUUGCCAUGCUCCUCUUCCAACUGCAAGACAUUGACGAAGCAAUCCGACACUACGACGAGGCCAUUGAGCUGACCUUUGUCGAGCAAGACUUGGCCACCAUUUUCGCCUUCAGGGAAGCCGCUCUCUCCCGCAAGCGCAACAUUGCCAGGGGCAUUGCUCCUGCUGUCGCCGAGGCACCUGCCACUUCUGACAAGAAGUAAAGCGGGAGUCUUUGCAAGAGUAAUGUUUUUGAAGGAAGUGUUUGUUUGUUUGUUGCUGUUGUUGUUGUUGUUGUUGUUGUUGUUGUUGUUGUUGUUGUUGUUGUUGUUGUUGUUGU
This is a messenger RNA of Capsaspora owczarzaki ATCC 30864, 2416 nucleotides long. RefSeq lists its product as hypothetical. The record is from RefSeq and is a predicted model, not a curated record. NCBI's taxonomy places the organism in Eukaryota, Filasterea, Ministeriida, Capsasporidae. The transcript has 2 exons. Gene Ontology annotation, molecular function: protein binding. Bases 30 to 2300 code for a protein of 756 amino acids.